Fibroporia radiculosa is the source of this 945-nucleotide messenger RNA. RefSeq lists its product as uncharacterized. Gene Ontology annotation, molecular function: oxidoreductase activity, acting on the CH-OH group of donors, NAD or NADP as acceptor. The record is from RefSeq and is a predicted model, not a curated record. Bases 1 to 945 code for a protein of 314 amino acids. The transcript has 2 exons. NCBI's taxonomy places the organism in Eukaryota, Fungi, Basidiomycota, Agaricomycetes, Polyporales, Fibroporiaceae.
AUGAAAGUCAGCUUCCCGCCUCAUGCUGGCAAGUAUCAUUUCCCUAGGAUCUUCUGGUUGAAAUUCUCAACAUCUAAUUUAGGUCUUGAAUUCGUGAAGACAGCGCGCCACGACACGUACCCUGCUGUUGAUCCUACAAAAGCCAACCUCGCGGGACAGGUUGUUCUCGUAACCGGCGCGUCGAAGGGUAUUGGGAAAGCCAUCGCAAUCGCGUUUGCGCAGUCAGGCGCAUCCGGACUCGUUCUUCUUGCCCGCUCCGAUCUCAGCGUUACGAAGGCCGCUUGUGAAGCCGCGGUUCGGAAGCGUCCGGGCCAGUCGCUCAAAGUCUUGACCAUCAACGUCGACACCAGUGAUGCUGCGCAAGUCAAUACAGCCAUAGCGAAGAUUAAGGAGACAUUAGGACGGCUUGACAUCGUGGUCAACAACGCAGGUGUCAUCGAGCCUGAGGCCCUCAUUGCAGAUUCAGACUCAAAGUCGUGGUGGCAUACUUGGGAUGUGAACAUUCGUGGGACGUAUGAGGUGACGCGGGCAGCAUUGCCGUUGCUCAUCGAGAGCAACGGCAACAAGACCGUCGUCGUCGUCAGCAGUAUCGCCGCCCAUGGUAUCCUCGAAACGCAUGGCUCUGCCUACGGGAUGACAAAGCUCGCGCAGCUUCGCUUCGCGGAGCUCAUCGUGAACGAAUAUGGAGACAAAGGUAUUGUUGCCUACGCAGUGCAUCCCGGUUCAAUCUCCACCGGCAUGAAUGCAGACAUAGCAGAGGACCUCAAACCGUUCCUCAUCGACACGCCCGAAAUCGCUGCGCACACCAUAGUUUGGCUCGCCCGAGAACCCAAGGCUUGGCUAUCUGGACGCUACAUUAGCUGUCAGUGGGACGUCGAGGAGCUUGAGGCGAAGAAGCAGGAGAUUGUUGACGGUGACAAGCUUAAGGUCAGAAUGGCAAUCUAG